AUGGACGGAGUGCUCGCCCCUUGGCCAGAAGACUAUGACGACGAUGAUGAAGGGGAUGAUGCAUAUGACGAUGAUGCAAUGGCGGGCCUGGAACAUUGUGACAAUGAAGUGUCAGAGGAAAGUGUUGCAGCAUUUUCAGAGUUGCUGAGCGCCAUUCCAGAAGAACACAGGAAAGUAGUCUUUUCCUCGGCGUGGCGAUUGCACAAGACAUGCACCCAACACAUUCUUGAUAUCUUUUGUGAGUACGGAGAGAAACAUGGGGGUCCGCUCAAGGACUUGAAACUGUUUGACAGUCGAACAGGAGAACAUCAUGAAAGCCGGCAAAUAGAGAUUGCCAGGUGGGUGAUGGAACACGCAAAAGACGGCAUCGCUGCCUGGGUAGCCCUAGACGACAGAGGGAGUAUCCUUAAAGAGCCAAGGUACUUGCAUCUUUUCAAGGGUCAUGCAGUGGUGACAGAAAAACACGUUGGACUCACUUCUGAUGAUGUAAAAGAUGCCCUGGAUUUGGUGAAACAUCAACUGCUUGGUGAGCUCGCGUGA
Molecule: messenger RNA, 540 nt
Organism: Seminavis robusta
Lineage: Eukaryota; Bacillariophyta; Bacillariophyceae; Naviculales; Naviculaceae
Source: the annotation of a GenBank genome assembly